AUGAGCAGCGAUAUUGGAGACGGGAGCAGCCGAUCGGAGGCCGUAGGUUACUGCGGGUCUCAUGGCGGCUCCCCCUACGACUACAGGGAGCUAUUGUGUCACGCGCUGGUCUUCUACGAAGCGAACCGCUCGGGCUACCUGCCCUCGGACCAGCGCGUCGAGUGGCGCGGCGACUCUGCGCUCAACGAUGGCGCUGACAACGGCGUCAACCUUGAGGGCGGCUACUACGAUGCGGGCGAUUUGGUGAAGUUCGGGUUCCCGCUGGCAUUUUCGGUCACCUUCUUGUCCUGGGGCUACAUCGCCUACGGAGAGGCAUACGUCCAGGCCGGUCAAACUCAGUACCUCGAGAAGACCAUCAAGUGGGCUACCGACUUCAUCUUGAAGGCUCAUACGACCCCGACCACCAUCUGGGCGCAGGUUGGAGACGCUCUUCUGGACCACUCAUUGUGGGGUCCUCCGGAAGAUAUGACCAUGGCGAGGCCUUCGUAUAAGCUCGACCAGGAUGCUCCAGGUAAGCUAGAAAUUUUUAUACUGGCUUUGCUCGCUGAGCUGCUGGGUGGCAAUUACCUCAACAUCCUUCAGUCGAAUAUUGCUGAACUGCGGAAUUUACAGACCACUCCGGGCGGUAUGCACUACUUCCAGCACUGGGGGUCGCUCAGAUACGCGCUCAACCACGGCUUUAUCGCAUUCAGGGCUGCUGAUCUCGGCCUCGACACUGCGGCCAACAACGAGUUUGGCGAGCGUCAGAUUAACUACGCAUUAGGCUCGAACCCCCGAAGCAGCUCCUACGUCGUUGGGGUGGGCAACAACCCGCCGACUCACUGCCAUCACAGAGCUGCCUCGUGCCCAGGCCCAGGUAUCCCAUGCGGUUGGGACUACGGCAAUUCAGCCAACCCUAACCCCCACAUCCUCUACGGUGCUAUCGCUGAAUCAGAAUGA
This is a messenger RNA of Hyalella azteca, 939 nucleotides long. RefSeq names its product endoglucanase 11-like. Gene Ontology annotation, biological process: carbohydrate metabolic process. The coding region runs from base 1 to 939 and encodes 312 amino acids. The record is from RefSeq and is a predicted model, not a curated record. Lineage: Eukaryota; Metazoa; Arthropoda; Malacostraca; Amphipoda; Hyalellidae. The transcript has 9 exons. Gene Ontology annotation, molecular function: hydrolase activity, hydrolyzing O-glycosyl compounds.